UAACUAUUUCUUGCAGGAUCUUUUUUUUUGUUCAUUGCUUUUUAUUUCUCUUUAUCAUAUUUGUUUCGUUUUUUUGGAUACAUUGACCUAUGGAUGCAGGAUCAUUGAAUUCUUUUUCAAACUCGAAGGGGCAAUCUAGAUGCCCACUUCAGGAACAGCUUCUCCAGAGAAGGAAUUCUAAAGAAAAUAUGGACAGAUUCAUACCAAACCGUUCAGCAAUGGACUUUGACUAUGCGCAUUAUAUGCUGACCGAAGGGAGGAAGAUCAAAGAGAACCAGACGGUGUGCUCACCAGCCAGGGAGGCCUACAGGAAGCAGCUGGCUGAGACCUUGAACAUGAAUAGGACCCGAAUCUUGGCUUUCAAGAACAAGCCACCAACACCUGUUGAACUCUUCCCUUCUGAGCAUUCAACUUCUUCUGUUCACCCUGCCAAAUCCACAAUGCCCCGAAGACACAUACCCCAGAGCUCUGAGAGAACAUUGGAUGCUCCUGACCUUGUGGACGACUUCUACCUGAAUUUAUUGGAUUGGGGCAGCAGCAAUGUUCUAGCAAUAGCACUUGGAAACACUGUGUAUUUGUGGGAUGCUUCAGAUAGUUCUACCUCAGAACUUGUUACUGUUGAUGAUGAAAAUGGCCCAGUAACAAGUGUGAGUUGGGCUCCCGGUGGUCGGCAUAUCGCCAUUGGCUUGAACAAUUCUGAAGUACAACUAUGGGAUUCUGCUUCCAACCGACAGUUGCGUACUCUGAGAGGUUGUCACAGAUCAAGAGUAGGUUCGAUGGCAUGGAACAAUCACAUUCUUACAACAGGAGGAAUGGAUGGUCAGAUAGUUAACAAUGAUGUAAGGAUUAGACUCCAUGUUGUUGAAACCUACAGAGGACACGAGCAAGAGGUUUGUGGGCUAAAAUGGUCAGCUUCUGGACAACAACUAGCCAGUGGAGGCAAUGAUAAUCUUGUUCAUAUAUGGGACAGGUCCAUGGCAUCUUCAAAUUCACCAACACAAUGGCUACACAGGUUGGAGGAUCAUACUUCUGCUGUCAAAGCCCUUGCCUGGUGCCCUUUCCAGAGCAAUUUGCUGGCCUCUGGUGGUGGUGGAGGUGAUCGAACCAUAAAGUUUUGGAACACACAUACAGGUGCAUGCUUGAAUUCAGUUGAUACUGGCUCACAGGUUUGCGCUUUGCUGUGGAACAAAAAUGAGAGGGAGCUUCUGAGCUCUCACGGAUUUACUCAGAAUCAAUUAAUUCUUUGGAAGUAUCCAUCAAUGGUUAAGAUGGCAGAGCUAACUGGUCAUACAUCUAGAGUACUUUACAUGGCUCAAAGCCCAGAUGGUUGCACAGUGGCAUCAGCUGCAGGCGAUGAGACACUAAGAUUCUGGAAUGUUUUUGGGGUCCCAGAAGUGGCUAAACCUGCUCCAAAAGUGAACCCUGAGCCAUUUUCUCAGUUGAACCGUAUCCGGUGAUAAAGAAAAACUGGUAGGAAGUGGUGGAUAUCCUCUUGAGUCCCUAACUCUACUAGUUGGUCCAGUUCUAGUUCCUUCAAAAAUAGCUUAAAGUUUUCCGAAGGUGUCAGUUCAUACUGGUUGAAAAAGCAGGCGAUGGAGGGAUUUUGGUUUCUGUAAAGAUUCACUUCAUCUGGAGCAACUGUCAGCAUUUGUUGUGGGAGACAACAGUGCGUGCUUGCUUUAUUUUGUAAUCUUUUCUUCUGAUCCAUCCCAAAAUUCAUUGGGAUAUUUGGAGAUUUCUUAUAUAUAUAAAAAAAAU
Durio zibethinus is the source of this 1758-nucleotide messenger RNA. Its product is annotated as cell division cycle 20.2, cofactor of APC complex-like. Gene Ontology annotation, biological process: anaphase-promoting complex-dependent catabolic process; positive regulation of ubiquitin protein ligase activity; positive regulation of anaphase-promoting complex-dependent catabolic process. Lineage: Eukaryota; Viridiplantae; Streptophyta; Magnoliopsida; Malvales; Malvaceae. Gene Ontology annotation, molecular function: protein binding; anaphase-promoting complex binding; ubiquitin ligase activator activity. The record is from RefSeq and is a predicted model, not a curated record. Gene Ontology annotation, cellular component: anaphase-promoting complex.